AUGUGUUUACCUGGUCUCGCUGCAGAUGUCGAUCAAGCACCGUGGGUUGGAACUAUGGACAAAUCUCUUCAGGCAUGCGAGAGGAUGUGGAAAAGUCACCCGAAAAGUGCCACAAAUCCGCUCUACUGGAAUGAAGACCCGCUCAUGACAGACUACGUGCCGCUUUUGAUGAUAGCCUAUUACCACACCUAUGCUUCUCGAUGGCUCAAGCUUCUCAAGGCAAGUCUUUGCGAUACCCUGGGGAACCGGCUGUCUUUCAUGAAAGCUCAACUAUCAUCAAGCCAACGACGAUCCGCAGAUCCGUCGUCCCCCACGGGCUCGCUCGCAUCGCACGAGGCUCUUGUGGAUAUUUUGAUGCCGCGGACGGAGACGCAAUGGAGCACUCUCUACCGCGCUGCCAAGUUUGCCGCUGCGCAUCUGUCGCUUCGGGCGAAAGUGGGUUUCAAGCAUGUUGCGCGUGUGGGACCUCUGGAAAUGGGUUUCCACUACGUGGUUGCUGGGUUUGAAGGAGGUAUGCCGUCCCGUACAAUUCUGCUAGCCUGUCUAACCUCGAAAGCCAUUCUACUUGCGUACUGGAUGGCCGCAGCCAGCAAGCAGCAACGAUCUGACGCAGAUACACGGUUCUUACGGUCGGCCGUGCACGAGAUCAUGGAGGAGAUGGACGACCCGAUCUAUAAAGGCGGUGCGUUCGCCGCUGCGCCACUUGGCGCGCUGCGCUCAAUGAUGGAGAGUGGAUGGGUUUGGGGCUUCGCUCGCUCAAGAGCUGAGCAGCUGCAUAAGAUGGAAAUUAGACUCCAACAAUCUCCAAGCCGGCCGGAAGACAUGUCAUAG
Molecule: messenger RNA, 831 nt
Organism: Cladophialophora psammophila CBS 110553
Lineage: Eukaryota; Fungi; Ascomycota; Eurotiomycetes; Chaetothyriales; Herpotrichiellaceae
Exons: 2
Coding region: 1-831 (276 amino acids)
Source: RefSeq, a predicted model, not a curated record